AUGGAGAAAGUGGGGAGGAUGAAGCUGGGAUCACAAGGUCUGGAGGUGUCAGCACAGGGACUGGGUUGCAUGAGCAUGUCCAAUGGCUACUACGGUCCUGGCAAACCCGAACCCGACAUGAUAAAACUCAUCCACCACGCCAUCCAUCACGGAAAUGGAGAAAGUGGGGAGGAUGAAGCUGGGAUCACAAGGUCUGGAGUGGAGGUGUCAGCACAGGGACUGGGCUGCAUGAGCAUGUCCAAUGGCUACUACGGUCCUGGCAAACCCGAACCCGACAUGAUAAAACUCAUCCACCACGCCAUCCAUCACGGUAUCACCUUCCUCGACACCUCCGACGUCUACGGCCCUUAUGCCAAUGAAAUCCUCCUUGGCAAGGCUAUGAAAGGAGGAAUGAGAGAGAGAGUUGAAUUAUGUUCCAAGUUUGGUGUUAGUUUAGCAAGUGGGAAUAUAGAAGUACAUGGGGAUCCAGCAUAUGUGAGGGCAGCCUGCGAGGCCAGCCUAAGGAGGCUGGACACCAAUUGCAUUGAUCUUUAUUACCAGCAUCGUAUUGACACCUCUGUCCCCAUCGAAAUCACGAUGGGAGAACUCAAGAAACUGGUUGAAGAAGGUAAAAUAAGGUAUGUAGGUCUCUCAGAGGCCUCGACUUCUACAAUUAGAAGGGCUCAUGCUGUUCAUCCCAUAACAGCAGUGCAGUUAGAGUGGUCCUUGUGGACAAGAGAUGCAGAGGAAGAAAUCAUUCCUACUUGCAGAGAAUUAGGAAUUGGGAUUGUUGCAUACAGUCCUCUGGGUAGGGGGUUCUUUUCUUCAGGUGCAAAGAUGGCCGAGAACUUGACUGAGAAAGAUAUCCGAAAGGUUUGCACGCAUCAUACUUGCACUUUUCUAUGUCCACAGUGA
Camellia sinensis is the source of this 894-nucleotide messenger RNA. Lineage: Eukaryota; Viridiplantae; Streptophyta; Magnoliopsida; Ericales; Theaceae. The record is from RefSeq and is a predicted model, not a curated record.